Molecule: messenger RNA, 3148 nt
Organism: Pieris brassicae (large cabbage white)
Lineage: Eukaryota; Metazoa; Arthropoda; Insecta; Lepidoptera; Pieridae
Exons: 5
Coding region: 272-2179 (635 amino acids)
Source: RefSeq, a predicted model, not a curated record
UAUUAAGAAUCUGGUUUUUAAUCUUGAUAGUUAUUCGAUUAUGCUGUAAUAAUAUUUAAUACACUGUAGUCUGAAUUAAUAAAUAGUAUAAUCAUUGCCUUUGAGGGGAAUGCUCGUGAAUUUUUUUCCACUAAAGGAAAAGGUAUAGCUUUUAUAGGUAUGAAGACAUUGCCGAUGUUAACCUCAGAUUAUAAACUGUGAUAUUAAUAAAAUAAGGUACCGGCUUUUUGUCAAGGAUAUGCUUUUAUAGAAGGUGACAUUUAAUGUUGAGAUGCCCAAAGAAGAGGGAAAAAAAGAAUCUUCCGAGGGGGAAGAUAUUCCCAGUGACUUUUUUGAUGACUUUUGCAAAGAUGAUUUUAUGGAAGUUAUUGAUAGUUGGAAUGAUGACACUAAGGAUUCCCGACCAACACUUAAUGAAAAGGCUCUUGACAAUGUAGAAGAUUUACGAGAGCUGAUACCAAACCAAAACCGGAAAAACUCAAGCAAACAACACAGUCCACAUGAGACAGAGUAUGAAGAUCAACGUUUGAAUGAAUACAUACGCCCCGGAAGUCGUCGGGAUCCUAAUAAAACAAAACAAGCCAUCAAGAGAGACAAGGAAGUUAAAGUUAAAGAACUUCUUGCAAAACAUCUAGAAUCCAUGGAUGAUAUUAGACCACCAGGGACUGAAUUGGAUGAUUAUUUUGAUGAAAGCAGAAACAGCGAAAAAAAGAAAUUCGUUGAAGAAGUAACCAGGAGGCAUAUGAGUGAGAAACGACCACGGUCACCGUCCCCCUUCAAGCAUGCAGUGGAGAGAAGAAAAGACUCGCCAAGGAAUCGUCGCGAAUCACCUUUAAGGAAACGUAGAGAUUCACCAUCCAGGCAUCGUCGGGACUCGCCGCUAAGAUUUCGUCGAGGAACUCCAAGGCACAAUCGUGAUUCACCAGUGCGGAUUCGUCGUGAAUGGUCGCCAAAACGUAGAGAAAUACGAGGAUUUCGCGACCGCGGACACAAUCGUUUCAGCCCUGUUUACAUUUCGCGCCGACCUCAUGUUUUACAUCGGAGCCCACGUCGCAGUCCAAAGAGAUAUCAGAGUCCAGAUUUAAGGCGGGAACGCCGAUCUAGAUCACCAUACAAGCGUUAUACAUCGCGUUCUAUUUCACAGUCCCGAAGAGAAGAAAUUAAGGAUCAUGAUGAUAAAUAUUUAUAUGAUGCAUCGCAAUAUGUGCAAAAUACGGGUCCAUCAUAUCAGCAGCCUCCAGAAAGUUUUGCUGCUUACACAGAACCAUACUACCCUCCUGAAGCCGUGCCACAACCAGUUCCUGCUCCAAUCAACUCUAUGCCAGCACCUAAUAUGGUUCCAGCACCUUUUCAAAUGUCAUCUGGUAACUUACAAAAUCUGGACACCAAUACAGCUACACAAUGUGAUGCUUUGGCUAAGUUGGUUGCUGAUGGAAAACUUUCACAUGAAGAUUAUUUAAAGCUAGCACCAAUUAAAGGUGCUACACCUAACAUGGAUCCUAAAGAAAGAGUUGCUGUGCUGAAUCGCUGUAGGAUAGCAAUGGAAAAUCUUUGUAAAUUGGGACUGCCAAAUCGUUUGCUCAUGAACACUAGGAUCAAACCUCAAAAGGAGGAGAAGCAGACAACACAAUUUCCUGGCAAGAAGUUUUGCUCUCCUCUCAAAAGGCAGGGUGCUGUAGAGUAUCAUUUCUCUAAAAGUAGUAAAUCAUUGAUGGUACAACGCAACAAGGAGAUCAUAGAUUCAAUAAUCUCGGCUUUAUCUUUGGAAAAGAUUGUUGCAAAGCCGAAGAAGGUGCAAAAAGACAUGAGGGAUGCUUCAGUACAGACAACUUUGCCUGUUUGUGAUGUGUGUGAUAUUCGUGAAUCAACCAAGUUUAGUGAUAUGAGUACAUCAGUAAAUCCUGAAUAUUUUUCAUCCUCGGUACACACUCAAGUGAUUGAAGAAGACUUGUAUAGCUCCAAAUCAUUAUUCAACCCAAGUGGCAGCAGCAGCAGUGGCCCGCCAAUCUCCAUAGCUCAUCUGACACCUGCACAACUUGUCUCCCAGCUAGCAGCAAGAGCCAAGACCUUGAAGCAUACAGACACUUCACAUUCAGCUCCUAGAAGAAAUUUUGAUAAUUACCAUAGAGGUGGUAAUCAAUAUCCAAAUUCAAACUAUAAUAAUUAUCGAUAUCAAUAAUGUAUUUUGAUUGUAAAUCAAAUUAAGAUUUCAUAUGAUAAUAAACAAUUUUUAUUAGCAGUGUUUUUUUUCUGCUGUGUUCAAUCUUUUAUUUUACUGAUUCAUGGAGCAUUGAUUAUGUAAAUAUUGUGUGGUGUUUAAUUAAUUAUUUACAACAUUGAAAUAUGUUAAGAAAUUUAGUUAGUGAUUAAAGUUAUUUUGUUCUCAACCUAACUCCAUUUUAUUGUGAAUGUUUUUAUUACUAGGAAAGUGUGUCGGUUCAGGAGAUACAUGAAGUUGUGUGAAUUUAAAACAAUACUAGUUAUAGUCAUUUGUUUUAAGACUGCCAGAUUUGAGUUCUUACCUGUAUUGUGUUAAGGUGCUAAAAUAUAUUUUUUUAAAUAUACCUUGUAGAUAUAAUUUUCCUUUUUAAAUUAAAUUAAUCAACAUAUGUUUUUCAUCAGAUAUUGUGAUUUUAUUUUAUUAGAUAUGAAGUCGACGACCUUAAGUAAAUCCUCUAUAAUGACUUCUAUGAAGACUUUACAGGAAAGAGUGGGAUAUUUUUUAAGAAGAAUAAUGUGCUUCCAAGCUCCAGAAGUUAUACUUUGUAUACUGUGUUGGUUUUUGCAUCCAAUAUACAGAGGUAGAUUUAGAUAUUGCACCUUAAACAGCGCAGAAAUUAACCAAUUACAGUAUUUUUAAAUUUUGAAUUUCUACACUUCACAAUACUUGCUAUAGAACAUCCGGAACGAGUAGAGUACUAUGUCCCUCUGGUGGUUAUUUAUUUGCGUUUCUAUAAAUAUAAAACGGCCUAAGCUGGUACCCAAAAGUUCCCCUUAGACGAAAUAAUCGUAACACUUAGUAUACCUAGUGUAAAAUAUACUAAAGUUGAAGACUGCUAUAAUAUUGCAACAGCCUUCAAUUUAUGAUUGUAAAUUAUCAGUACAAACUAGACCACUAACAAAGUUUAAAAAAUAUAAGUAUAAAUAG